AUGCCUCCUAAAAAAGAUGGGAAGCGAAAUGCAGAUAAGAAAAGCGCUCCGGAUGAUGCCUUAUCCGAGGGUGGGAAAGAAUUCUACCGGGUUCAAAUCCGAGACUUAGAAGAGCGCCUGGAAAAGUAUCAGAACAAAUGUGAUGAGCUGGAGGUUCGUCAGAAGGAUUUUUCUACAAAUUAUAAUAAUAUAGUGAGAGAGAAGAAAGAUAUAGCGCUCUAUCUGAAGCGCACCUUGUCCGAAAAAGAGGAUGAGAUCGCUGAUCUCUUAGAGAAGCUUCAGGAGAUACAAGCAGCCAAAGAUGCAGAGAAGGAGGCAUUUGACAGGCAAUUGAGUGUGCUUCGGAGUGACUUUCAGGAGACCAAGGACAAACUCACUUCUGAGAACAUGGUCCUAGCGGGAAAACUUGCAGCGCUCAAGGAUUUCCAGACGCAAAAGGAUGAACUUAUGGGUCAGAUGGAGUCUCUGAAAGGACAAUUAGAGCAGGAGAAGCAAGAGCACCGAAGUAUCAUCUACAACCUGGAGAAAAAAGCUGUACUAGACAACUACAGACUGAAGAAAGAGAUGCAGCAGCAUGUAGCUGCUGUCGCUACUGAAUUUCGCAAAGCCUCUGAUCAAAAGAUGCCAGAGACGACGAAGAGGGCCAUCCGUGAGAAUGUGUUAGUGACGACCCGACUCAGGCAGAUUUCAGACAAGAGCAAAGAGCUGAUGGCAGAGAAUGAUGCUCUGAACGCCAGAGAGAAACAACUCAAAAGAGAACUGGAGAUCAUGGAGCCGUUAUUGAACGAGAUGACCAGGAAAAGUCUGGCGAAUCAAAAGGUGGUGCAGCAACUGACAAGGAAGUGCAAGCAAAUGCACGCUGAACUUGAGGACUAUGCCAGGCAUAAAGAAGAACACCAAAAGUUGGUGAACAGUCAUGCUACACUACAGAAAGAGCAUGAUACCCUCAGACAGGAUCAUCAGUCAGCUGUGGACAAUCUCAACCAAAAACAAGUAGAGGCUGCAAGACUGAAAACAGAGCUUCAGGAGGAGCGAACACGGCGAGGAUGGGUUGAGACAGUCCUGCAAGAGGCGGCUAUGGCUUUAAAGGAAGCAUUGAGGGAGGUGCUUAAAGAAGAGGACUCAGAAGUGCAGACCCUCACCUGGAGACAUCAGAUGAUGCAGAGACUUCUGUCCGUAUUGGACAGUGCUGCAGCCAUCAGCAAAGGCCCUGCUCCGUCUCACUUCAUCCCGAUGACAGAAGGAUCUCAUGAAUUUAUAACAGCAGCAGGCAUGGAGAGAUUGGGCAUAUCUGCCUCACAGAAGGUUACGUCUCACUUCAAGCCUGGAGACCUGGGGUUUGUCCAGCAGCAAGCACACACAGGCAACUCCGUUACAUCCAAGAGACAACACCUCUCCAAAAGUCUGGAAAGGAAACAGAGAAGCCAAAAAGGGAAUGAUACUUCAAAAGCCCUUAGCUGAGAAGGACACACGUCCCCUGCAGCCUGAAUCUGUCAGAGGAAGUCAAGCAACAUUUUAAACCAAGAAAAGGAACUCUCGAUUGACAACGCCAUCCACGUAUAGCUGUGUGAGGAGGGUAUGAAGGAGAAAAACACAGAUACUGACUCUACAGACUGAUCAAACAAUUAUGUCAUUACAUUUUCUACCUCUACAU
Messenger RNA from Neoarius graeffei (lesser salmon catfish), 1654 nucleotides. It is a transcript of the gene cfap157, whose product is annotated as cilia and flagella associated protein 157. Gene Ontology annotation, molecular function: microtubule binding. Gene Ontology annotation, cellular component: ciliary basal body; cilium. Bases 1 to 1461 code for a protein of 486 amino acids. NCBI's taxonomy places the organism in Eukaryota, Metazoa, Chordata, Actinopteri, Siluriformes, Ariidae. Gene Ontology annotation, biological process: sperm axoneme assembly. The transcript is spliced from 9 exons. The record is from RefSeq and is a predicted model, not a curated record.